Molecule: messenger RNA, 767 nt
Organism: Mangifera indica (mango)
Lineage: Eukaryota; Viridiplantae; Streptophyta; Magnoliopsida; Sapindales; Anacardiaceae
Exons: 2
Coding region: 349-723 (124 amino acids)
Source: RefSeq, a predicted model, not a curated record
UCAACUACUUUCUCAAGAUAAAUGUUUAAGUAUGGUGGAAGAUGCACACAUAACACACGUGUUUGUUUUAUGUAUAAAUAAUUCGAUAACAAGGCUGCAAAAUUUUCUCAUCUGUUUACCCUAGUUUUUGACCGUAAUCCAGCAUUCAACGCCAUUAGAAUAAUAUUCGUCGUCAUCAUCCUGUCCUCUUCCCAUUUCAACGUUGCUCACAGCCGACGUCCUCCAUUCAUUCGUCCUUCUUUUAUACGAUUCCAUUCAUUCACAUUCUUUACACAACACUUGUACAUUGUUUCCAUUUUUGCUUUCUUUGCAGGCUUCACUGGCUAAAACUUCGUUAUUGAUUCGUAAAUGGCUUCUUCUCUGCCAUGUUUCAAUGCUAUAACCAAACCAGUAUCUCUCAAGCGCCAUUCUCAUCAAUCCCUGCAAGUCAAAGCUCAGAGCUUUAGGGAUGAAGGAAGAAGGGUUAGCAUUGUUGAUGCGAAUUUGAGUGUUCUGAGACAAAGGAUAGAGGAAGUUGUGAUAAAGGAGAGAUUGGAGAGGUGUUGCAGAUGUGAAUAUGGAUGGAAUUAUGCAUCUGGGUACGAUUACAAACUCAGAAAAUACAAGGUUUUGACAGAGACUUUUGAGCUUGUGGGAUUGAUUGGUGGCACUAUUGGCCUCAGUUGUUUAUGUGGCACAGCUUUCCUCUGUCUUAUUUCCAUCUUAGUUCAUCUUAAUCAAUGAUUAAGUCAAGAGAAAUUAUAGUUUCAAUAAUACUGUAUACUUAA